Messenger RNA from Erpetoichthys calabaricus (reedfish), 3471 nucleotides. RefSeq names its product gastrula zinc finger protein XlCGF57.1-like. Gene Ontology annotation, molecular function: DNA-binding transcription repressor activity, RNA polymerase II-specific. The transcript has 3 exons. Bases 674 to 2398 code for a protein of 574 amino acids. Gene Ontology annotation, biological process: negative regulation of transcription by RNA polymerase II. NCBI's taxonomy places the organism in Eukaryota, Metazoa, Chordata, Cladistia, Polypteriformes, Polypteridae. The record is from RefSeq and is a predicted model, not a curated record.
AACGGAAGUGAGCGCGCCGAACCGGUUGAAUUGACUGGCGGUCUGUUGGUGUCUGAUUGUCAGGGAAAUGAAAAGAAAACCAAAAGAGAAAUCGAGAAGCUGCCAUUUCUGAUGACUUAUUCAAAACGGAGGAGAAGUGCCAGGGUGCCCCAGAGCUUCUACUGAAGGUAUUUAAAUGUGAGUGACCACAGAAGAGACAAGACGUGUGAGAGGCAGACCAGCGUGGCUCCUUCGUUUGUCUGCUCUGGUGCAGAUCUUCAGUGGGAUAACUCAGAGCAAGAACCAGCAAGAGAACAAAGACUGGACCAGUCAGCCGCUCAGCAGAAAGCCAGUAGUCAACUGUGCGAACCCAUCAGGGUGAAGGAAACACACUUGCAUUCACUUACUGGCAGUGUGUUCUAUAGAAAGAAAAUCGCCAGCCCUGUGAAGAUGAAGUUCACCUGGAGAUGACUGGACAGAUCCACCAUCAAUCUGAGGGGCAAAGUCGCCAAAGAGCCAGACCUGCCACUACUUGCCCGUGGGUUUUCUUCUGUUGCUGUCCUCUGGACUCAUUGGCUAUCACCAGUGAAGCCCCUCAGUACUGUGGGGAGUUGAGGGAGGCUGGUGAGUGAAGGCUGACCCUUGAACAUUAAGGUACAAUAUGACAAGCAAGGGUUCAAUCUCAGACUAAACUAUGAAGAACAUUAAAGAAGAAGACUGUGACUGGGAGUCUGGGCAGCUGCAAGCAAAACCGGAGGAUUGUGAGUGGAGAUUAGUAGUCAUUGAAGAGGAGACCGAGCCAACAUCUCACACUGGUGACUUCAACAAAAGAGAAGAGUUAAACAGCGUCAAGGCAGAAGACGUUAAAUCAGAGUCUGUCUGUCAGCUUGUGUGUCCAGAUGAGAAGGGAACUGGAGCAGGCUGGACAGAGAGUGGACCUCCGUGUGUCCAGGUGAAGACCGAAGCUGUGGACUGUGAUGAGAAAGCAUCAUGUCCAAGGCAUUGUGGUGAAGAUCUCCAAGAAAGUGGAAGCUUGUCCCCAUCUUCACUUCUUCAAAGCUCACUUCACCGUAGACCACAGCAAAAUGAAAUUUUGGAAGAGCUGGCACCUGGAUCAGAGAUUUUGUUACUAGCCUCAUUGCCGUUCAGUGUACAGCCUCCUAUAACGAUAACAAAUGUAGACUCAAUUAAAACUCCACCACGGAUAUGUGAUACAGAUUCUGCAGAUUUGGAGGUCUGCCAGGAGUGGAGGAAAACCUUGAAACAGAAAUCUAAACCUAAAAGUAAGGUGACUGAUACAAGACAGAAGCCAUAUUGUUGUUCUGAAUGUGGCAAACGAUUUUUGCGAAGGAGUGGUCUACAUAUACAUUUAAGAAUUCACACUGGGGAGAAACCAUAUUGCUGUUCCGAAUGUGGCAUAAGAUUCACUGAUAAGAGUGGGCUUAAAAGCCACAUGACUACUCACACUGGGGAGAAGCCAUAUUGUUGCAUAGAAUGUGGCAAACAGUUUUCACAGAUGACCAAUCUUCGGUCUCACCAAAGAGUUCACACAGGGGAGAAACCAUACUGCUGUUCUGAAUGUGGCAAGCGAUUUUCUCAAAUGAGCAGCCUAUGUAAACAUUUGAGAACCCACACUCAAGAGAAGCCAUAUUGCUGUUCUGAAUGUGGCAACCGAUACGCCAGCAGGAGCAGUCUUCAGAUCCACACACAAUUUCAUACAGGAGAAAGACCAUAUUCUUGUUCCGAAUGUGGGAAGCAAUUCUACAGUAGUAGCAACCUUCAGAAACACACAAGAAUUCACAGCGGAGAGAAACCUUAUUGCUGUUCUGAUUGUGGUAAGCGAUUCUCACACAAAAGUAACCUAAAUAAACACACGAAAAUUCACACUGGAGAGAAGCCUUAUUGCUGUUCUGAAUGUAACAAAUGUUUUUCGCAAAUGAACACUCUAAAUAAACAUGCAAGAACUCACACUGGUGAGAAGCCGUACUGCUGUUCAGAAUGUGGCAAGAGAUUUUCACAGACAAGUAGCCUAAAUAAACACAGAAGAAUUCACACGGGAGAGAAGCCAUACUGCUGUUUAGAAUGUGGCCAGCGAUACGUCACCAGUUCCAGACUUCAGAAUCAUGCAAGAAUUCACACUGGAGAAAAGCCAUAUGCCUGUUCUGAAUGUGGGAAACUCUUCUCUAGCAGUUCCAAUCUUAAGGCUCAUGAAAGAAAUCACAGUGGAGUGAAACCAUAUUGCUGUUCAGAAUGUGGCAAAAGAUUUACACAAAUGGGCAACCUAAAUAAACACACAAGAAUUCAUACUGGAGAGAAGCCAUAUUGCUGUUCAGAAUGUGGGAAACAGUUCACGCGAAGUGACGCUCUCCAGAGCCACACAAGAAUUCACACUGGAGAGAAGGCAACGAGGCAAGAAUAGGAGGUGAAGAAAGGCAAGACUUAGGAAUCAACCUAUUUUCUGGUUAGAAGGCUUCUGAUGGUAGAAGGAUUUUAUGCACAAAGUCCGAACAAAAUAGCUGGAUUGCUCCAUUGAAAAAUACACAGAAAAUACAACCUGCCUGCGCCACAAAGACAGUGGGAGCAGACUCCAGACAGAGUCACACAAUAUGAGGUGGGAUGGCAAUUCCAACUGACAGAGAAGUAGAGGCCAGGAAAGCAGACAUCAUGAUUGAGAUCUCUGCAAACGGUUGCAUUAUUGGAGUAUCCAUCACAAGGGACUCCUUGAUACUGAGAAUGCAGAGACAAGAAGUAACAAAAUAUCAAGAACUCCAAUUUGAAAUAAGCCAGUUGUGCAGCAGAACAACUGAAAUGUUUCAAAGUGUUGCUGGGAUCAAUGGGACUAAUUCAUCUACCAAUCAAUGUAACUGUAUAUAAAAGCCAAACGGCAGUAUUAGUUUGUACAAAUCAGGUGCUACACAGAGUCCUGUCAGCCAAUUAAAUAAAAUAAAUAAUAGUAAUAAUAGUAGUACUAGAAGUGGUGUAAAUAUCACCUUCACUCCUGUCCUGACUCUAAGCACAGAAAGCCUUUCUUCAGACAUGAAACUUGGAAAAGUAAUUGAAAUUUUAAAAAUGGGUAAGAUUACAUGUACAGUGACAAACAUGCUGCUGUGCAACCUCGUGGAGUUUGGAAAUGUACCCUGGAUGGCUUAAAAGGGGCAAACUAAAACAGAGGAGCCGGCACACAGUUUGGUUCAAGGCAUUGAUAGAACAACAGAUGUUUUACCAACCAUAGCUAGAGUCAUAUCUGGUAGCCGUUUGCCAAGUCCUGAUGGCCGAUGGAUUAUACAGUGAGAGACGCAACAAAGUUAUCAGAUGGAAAAUAUAUUUUAAAAAUGUACAACACUGCAGUAUGAGAUGGGGGUUUGCUUUGCUGACAUCCAUAGAGUGUACUGCGUGCCGACGUCAUUCUUGCCGGUGGAUUGUACUAAGAGUUUGGUGCUGUGCUUUGUCUAUGUGUGAAAAUUAAUUAAAAUACACAAUUUGCUCCUAAAA